Messenger RNA from Lolium rigidum, 1327 nucleotides. RefSeq lists its product as uncharacterized. Lineage: Eukaryota; Viridiplantae; Streptophyta; Magnoliopsida; Poales; Poaceae. The coding region runs from base 87 to 788 and encodes 233 amino acids. The record is from RefSeq and is a predicted model, not a curated record. The transcript is spliced from 5 exons.
AGAAGAAGGGAGAGAAUUUGGUUGUGGAUUGGAUUUGGAGCGCCAAGAAAGCGGCAAUCUGUCUGAGCACGGCGGCAAGUCCGGCGAUGGAGAGGGAAUCGAGGAAGAACUACCAGACGCGAGGCUCCGCGCGCGGCGGAAGCGGCGGCGGUGGCACGACGUCGGAGCGCGACCUGCUGCUGCAGUGGGGAAACCGGAAGCGCCUGCGUUGCGUCAAGGUGCAGCGCCGCGACGUUGAGGCCACCGUGGCUGCCGAGAAGGCCGCUGCAGGACAGCGUCGCGCGGCGGCGGUCGCCGCGGUCGCUGCAGCUACGGCGGCCGGGCAGCACCACCCCACCGGCCACCACCGCGGCCUCAGGAAUUCUGAGGAGCCUGGGGCAAUGAGGCCACCGUCGCAGCAGCAGAACAGCACAAUCCGCGCAGUUGCCUCCCCAGGAAGGGAGCGCUCUGGAAAGGGCCACAAUGACAACAACGGGGUUCCGCCAACCUCUGUAGAUGACAAGAAGGGCUCGUCGUCAGGGAGCGAAGGGUCAAUUUGGCCCAAUUUUGCAGUUGCCCUGACGAACAAGGAGAAGGAAGAGGACUUCUUGGUGUUCAAGGGAUCCAAGCUGCCUCAAAGGCCCAAGAAGAGAGUGAAAGCCAUCCAGAGGACUGUCAAUUUUGUAUGCCCUGGAACAUGGCUAUGCGACUUGACUCUGGAAAGAUACGAAGUACGAGAGAAGAAGGUUUCCAAGAAGCGCCCCAGGGGACUGAAAGCGAUGCACGACAUGGACAGCGAGUCAGAAUAAAAUGAUCAAUUGAACCAGAGCAGCUGAACAUUAGAAAGGAAAUACACGGCCACAGAUCCAGUAGAUGAAGAUUGAAAUUAACCUUCCCAGAUGAAAUGAUCAGUGAGCUGACCGCGCAUCGAGAAUGGUCUCCGGAGUGUUGGAAACUGCACGGAAGAACGCAGGGCGGCUGCAUGUUCUUUUUAUGCCUGCCUGUGUUUACAGAGAGUGUUGCCUGUCAUUUGGCUCUCUCUUCAGUGCAUGUUUCCAAAGGCCCUGAUGUUUAUAGCAUUUUGAGAACAUCUCGCCGUGUCAAACAGAUGUCAAGUACAGGUGGCGAAUGACAGUUAUACUUAAAUUUAACAUGGAUUUCACAGGGACUUCAAUAAUUUUGUUUAUCCCCUGCUGGCUACCAGCUGCUGUAAACUUCUGCUGAAAUUCCAAUUUGGGGCAUCUGGGGACACUAGUGGAUACAAAUUUGUGGAUGCGGGUGGUCACACUUGUGCAACUGGAUAACAUAUAUAUUUUUGUUAUUAGUUAAAUUUGUUUUUGGUAUCUAA